CACGACAGCUUGCAGGCUGCUGCCUCACAGUAAACAAUGGACGAACAGAGUUGAUUUCCGAUACUGGGUCUCGCUAUUUUCCACCCGACUAAAUUUUUCUCUAUUCGCCAUUUGCCGCACUGCAAGAUAGAAACGUGGAGAACACACCAUGCUCCGUCUGAAUGGAAGGCGAACGGAUGCGAUGGAUACCGUUCAAGAGGGAAAGACGUAAUUUAUACUAUUCAACUAACGUUUGGACACUAUGUUGGAAUACGGACUUUCCGUUACACUGUAUCUACAGAUAUUUGCAUAUCAUAAAGUAUCCUGAGUGUUUAUAUAACAGCUGAGGAGCUAAGAACAAAAAAUAAUAAUAAUAUGUUUUUCCUAGGAAUGAAACCAUUGAUUUUUACUACUUUAAUUUUGGCUUGGUGCCAGCACGUGCUCGCUGAUAGGCGUCCUAGUAAAAGUGUGGUGACCACCAAAUAUGGUGAGUUACGUGGUACCAUUGUGACUUUUCCCAAUCGACGUCUUCAACCCGUCGAAGUAUUUUUGGGUAUUCCGUAUGCAAGUGCACCUGUAGGUUCCCUACGAUUCAUGCCACCUGUGACCCCAUCUCAUUGGAAGGGUGUGAGGAAUGCGGACCAAUUUGGUUCCGUCUGUCCUCAACGUCUUCCGGAUAUUGCCAAUGAGACAGAGGCUCUUCGCAGGAUGCCUUGGGGUCGACUUCAAUAUCUUCGACGUCUGCUCCCUUAUCUCGUCAAUCAGAGCGAAGAUUGUCUCCAUCUCAACAUCUAUACGCCCGCAUCUGACAGAGAAACAGCGAAGAGACCUGUUAUGGUAUACAUUCAUGGGGAAUCUUACGAAUGGAAUUCUGGCAAUCCUUACGAUGGUAGCGUACUAGCAAGUUUUAGUUCAGUCGUGGUAGUCACCAUCAAUUAUAGAUUAGGCAUAUUCGGUUUCUUGCCAACAGUAGAUGGUACAACAAGGGGUAAUUACGGUCUUUUGGAUCAAGUGGCGGCACUUCAUUGGAUUCAAGAAAAUAUUAUAAAUUUUGGCGGGGAUCCAGAAAAUGUAACGAUAUUUGGUCAUGGACACGGAGCUGCCUGUGUUAAUUUGCUAAUGAUAUCACCGAUGGUUAAAGGUUUAUUUCAGAAAGCCAUUAUGCAGAGUGGAUCAGCACUAAGCCCCUGGGCAAUAGCACGCCAGGCUAUUUACCACACCAGCAAAUUGGCAUCUACACUCAAUUGUCCAAUGGUUGACAAUGCCGCGUUGGUCGAAUGCAUGAGACAACACACAGUAGAAGACAUAUUAGCAGUAUCCAUAACUACCUCUGAUUACCUGUCAGCAUUCGGUCCGACAAUAGAUGGUAUACUUGUGCCAAAAGAACCCGAGGAACUGAUGUCUAACGACAAUACAAUCUUUCAGCAGUACUCGCUAAUGUUCGGCGUGACCAGGAUCGAAUCUUUUUUUCUCUUCACGGCCGAAGAGGAACGUUCCGGUCUGGAUGUGGAUCGACGUAACACGUUACUUCAAUCGCUAGUUAAAAACCUUUUUAUUUACCACUUACAAGAAAUCUUCUUGACGAUUGUCAACGAGUACACGGAUUGGAACAGGCCACCACAUCACGCUUUCAGCGUUUUAGAAGGAACUUCUAAAGCAUUAGGGGACGCUUUAAUCACUGCUCCUUUAAUAAAAGCAGGUAAUAUCCACUCGGCUCUUAACUCCAGAACCUAUUUCUACGUAUUUACUUAUCAAACAGAGAAUGGUGAUUAUUCUCAACGUCUUGGAGCCAUUCAUGGAGAAGAAUUACCCUACGUGUUCGGUGUACCGAUUGUCGGUACUCUAUCCCAUUUUAAAGCUAACUAUACACGAUCAGAAGUGCUAUUAGCCGAAACGACCAUGUUGCACUGGACAAAUUUUGCUAAAACUGGCGAUCCAAAUCCAUCCGACAUGGAAUCCGAAUUAACCAUCGAUAGGAGUAACAAAAGAAGAGUUGAAAGAUUUUUAUGGCACGAGUACGAAAUAAUUAACCAAAGGUAUUUAGAAUUAGGUAUGAAACUAAAGAUUCGAGAUCAUUAUCACGCUCAUCGACUUUCAUUUUGGCUGCAUCUUAUUCCCGGUCUUCAUCGUCCUGGAGAAGGUUCAGUUCCUCCACAUCAUCAUCAUUUGGCGGAGACAGAAGUCGUGGAUUCGUCUACAAUCAUAACUGAGACUACUACUUCUACAGGGUCUAGUUUGACUGAUUCUACUCUAGAAACUUCUACUAUUGGUUUAAAUUUCACUCAACUUCCUGAAAUUUCUGAUACCACUAUAAAAAUGGAAGAACUGACCAACACUUCAGUGCCGAUGGCAUUACCUUCUAGUGGUUAUUCGACAGCACUGAGUGUCACAAUUGCAGUCGGUUGUUCUUUACUUAUUCUGAAUGUUCUCAUCUUUUCUGGAAUCUACUACCAAAGGGAUAAGAAGUCUUCCUUGAAGAAACGUAACUGUAUGGUAAGGUGUAUAAGUAAAGACGAAGCUACAUCUGUCUUUCACAUCAAACAAUAUCCCUUGAAGGCACCACCCCCAUCACCCGCAGGGACUGUUCAACCGAGUGACAAUAUGUUUUCCAACAGGCAACAAAUCCCAGAUAUGUGUAAAGUGCCCACAACAGUGCAUUUACCUCCAAUGCAACAUACAAAGUAAUUUUUUUGUGUGUGUGUGCCCCAAAUCUACUGUACAAAUUGGCAAUGUACUGGGAGUGUGAUUAGACUCCGACCGACGUAUAAUUUUUUUUUUAACUGUCUCAGCUUUAAUGAAAUUACGUGACACGAAAUCACAAAACUCUAUAAAUAUAUAUAUACAGUAUAUUCCGAUUUUUUUUUUUUUUUUUGAAAUAUCUACCGGGUCUUCCGUAAUUCGUGGAAAGAAUUGAACCGAAAAAAAAAGUGAAAUUUCUUGUUUAGAAACAUUUUAAUAAAAUAAAAAUUCCCAUUAAUGUGUUUAUUAUUUUAUUUUAUUUAGUAUAUUAUUUUUGUUUGUGUUUGUUUACAGUACGUGUGUACUUGAUGGACGUUACCAUAAAAUAUUUCUGCACACAAAGCAUGCUAUGCAUUAAGAUAUAACUUUGAAGAAUCAUUACUAUAAUAUAAUACUUUUAUAUUCAAAGAAAAAAAGGGGGAAGAAAAUACAUGUUUCAUACAAAUAAAAAGAAAGGAAUAAGUUUCAGAGGAACACGAAUUCUUAAAAGCUGGAAUGCAUUAAACUACUCGAAUAUGUGCUGCCAUCUGACGAGUUUUACGGAAAAUAAACCGCAAAAAUCGAUUCAGAGGAUCAUGUGACUGGGAGCUAUUCUGUAGAAAACAAGAUUUGAAGAAAGAUUCGACCACUGAAUGCUUUCUGUUGCCUCGCAGGAGGUGGAAAAGGCUUCUCAUCCAGGAAAUGCU
Molecule: messenger RNA, 3404 nt
Organism: Centruroides sculpturatus (bark scorpion)
Lineage: Eukaryota; Metazoa; Arthropoda; Arachnida; Scorpiones; Buthidae
Product: neuroligin-4, X-linked-like
Exons: 8
Coding region: 355-2664 (769 amino acids)
Biological process (GO): modulation of chemical synaptic transmission; neuron cell-cell adhesion; presynaptic membrane assembly
Cellular component (GO): postsynaptic membrane; synapse; cell surface
Molecular function (GO): signaling receptor activity; neurexin family protein binding
Source: RefSeq, a predicted model, not a curated record